Drosophila simulans is the source of this 1892-nucleotide messenger RNA. RefSeq lists its product as uncharacterized. The coding region runs from base 18 to 1847 and encodes 609 amino acids. NCBI's taxonomy places the organism in Eukaryota, Metazoa, Arthropoda, Insecta, Diptera, Drosophilidae. The record is from RefSeq and is a predicted model, not a curated record. The transcript has 6 exons.
UAGACCCAUGAGUUACGAUGUAUGUAUCGGAUGAGCAUCGUUACUACCGAAAGGCGCGAAGAAAGUUUUCUUUGAAGGCAUAUGGCUUAUUGGUUCUGUGGCUCAUUUUAGCUCUGGCCCAAUGGCUGGUAAUAGCUUUUAUAGAGGAUGCAAGGGAAAUAUUCACGUCGUUAUACUACAUCUGCCUUGCGACCUUUGCUUUGGCAAUCUUGAUCUUCGCGCUUUUUAUUUUUAUUGAGAAGCUGCGUUUCAUCAACGGUCUCAACUUUUUCAUGUCACUGAUUAUAGUCGAGCUUCAGAUCAUAUCCACAUUUGCUCUAGUCGCCAUUAGUUGGUGGGCGGAUGUCCUGACAUUUUUUGGAGUCGCAUUAAUUUUAAUGGCAAUCUUUCUUCUAAUAGGAGUAUUUCUACCAGCACGAGCGGACCUCACCCUAGAUAUUGCGGUUUUAUUUAUAUUAGCAUUUCUUUUCCUGAUUGUGGCCAGUUUUAUACUAUUAUUUGAACUACUUGUGAGCAAAACCAUUCCCUAUGCCUAUCUAGUGGUGGAAAUAUCUAUAACCUUUACGAUUCUACUGUUCGUAAUGUACCAUGGCCAAACAAUCAAUGGAAACCGAUUUGCUGAGAUGCGACUGAACGACUAUUUCUUGGGAUCUCUGAUUCUGUUUCACGACUUCCUCAUCAUUUUCUGGCUAACAUUCUAUUGGCAGAUUCAUUAUAGACCCAUCACGCCUGAUAGCUGGUUAGAGACCUCUACACCGUAUUACAAUGGCUCAAUAAGAACCACCAAUGCUUAUAAAAGUCUUGAUGGCGAUGGAACAACACUGCCACCGUGGUUCAACAGAGGAUUUGAUGACGGUUAUGAUAGUGAUUCAAAUGCAAAAGACUAUCCUGAGAUUCCAAGCGGCAGAGGAAAUCCAGGGAACCGGAACCCUUAUGACACAGAUCACAUUCACGGACACAGGCCAAAUAAUAGGUAUUCCACAAAAGAUUGGUCAGUUUACCAUCAAAGGCCAAAAAAUGGAUUUAGGAGUCGUGGAAGGUCCCGAACUAAAGGUCCAGAACCGAAAACCGUACACCACAGACAUCGUAAGCCGGACGAAUGGGAUCCUGAAUAUAUUACGCAAGGUAUCGACAUGGUAGUGCCCUUUGAUGACCGUUAUGGAGGUAAUUCAAAAGAUGUCCUAGAAGAUGGUGAAGUGCAUUCGACUCCCACCGAGGAUAUGGAGGAUGAUUACACGGAUGUGCCCAUUAAUGUUCAUUUUGGACAGCCGAUUGAUAAGUUUUAUCAAAAUCCCAAUACUGGACCAAAAGUAGAUGUUGGUGAUGCCGUAGGAAAAUCGGCAGCUGGUUUUGGUGAUCCAAAUGUCGAUUUUCCUCCAGCAGACUACCAGCCAAAGUCAACCGACUCUUCACAUAUAUAUAUUAUUCCUAAGGCAAGACCCACCAGGAGGGAUUCUUAUUCAAUGGAUAAUGAACGACAAAAUUAUAUUGAAAAUGAUAAGCUUGAAAGUGUUACUCCUGCUGAUGAGAACAGUGAUCUCCGGCAAAAUAAUUUUCUCCAGAGCUCAGAAAGUGGAUUCAGAAAUAGGGAUAACAGCUUGCAAAAGGAUGAAAUGACAGGACUAACCAGACAACAAAUUUUAUUGGAACGAAAAGACCCACCUCCAUGGGAAGAGCUAUCCGAUGAUGAAAUCCGAAAAUUAGUAGACCAGAGGAUCCAUGAAGAUAAGUAUCGACCAAAUGCAGACCGUUGGGCUGAGCCAUUAAUUACCAGAGAGCCUUAUCCAAUAAACCUUCCAGACUAUGAGAAGCUUGUAAUGAAUGUCAGUUCGAGCAUAUUGCAAUAGGCUCUUAAAGCCGUAAACAAUAUAUGAAUUAUUUUCCCCUAUAAA